ACGUCCUCGUCGACGUCCUCAGCCUAACUCUACUAGCUACUAGAUAUAAUUUUUACAGGCUGACUGGAUCGGAUGCCCGCCACUGACGAUGCACGGACGUCGACCCUAGGCCACCACAGGAUAUACUAAUAGUCUCGCAAGAAGACGCGACCCCUAUCUCCCCUCCCCUUCUCGAUCUCUCCUCGACCGAACUCACGACCAGACUUCCCUUACAUCGUCUACGAACUACAAACACUGGCCCAAUUCUUCAUUCAUAAUACAGAGGUGCAAAGAACAACUCUCCAGGUCUGUUCGUGACCAACGAGUCCGUCUAUCGAGAACUUCAAACGAUCCGGACCGGACCGGUUGAAACGAACAUGACGACCUACGAUCCCACCCCCUCUUCCUCCCCUUCGUCUCUCUUCUCUUCUCCUCGGGUACUACAACCGCCCUUUCAAAGUCCCGGCUCGACGAGGAGAAAGAUCGCUUCCACGGGUAUUCAACAGGAUGACGAUCUCGCUACCAGCACUACCAACAACGUCAGAGUGCAAGGAAGACCUCGCCGGGAGAGCCGGAACGACCUGUUCAGUAUGGAUUGGAAGUGGAGAGGACAAGCUACGGGGACCGAAGUCGAUCCGAGUCUGAGUGUGAAGCGGGAGGAAGUCGGUCAAGUUGGCGGUCCAGGGGAAAGGUCUGGAUCUGGGCUGUUCGGGCUAGGGAUCCAGGCCAUAGCAGGAACUGGAGCGGGCGAUCAGGUUGGGCCGCCAUCGUUGGCGGCACCCUCAUCCUCGUUGCUCCCCAGCCCAAAUCUUGUCACACCCAGGACCACCUGCACAACCCCAGCGAAAAGCAUCAGGACGGCAGUGCUCGACUCCCCCUCUCCUCCUUUGUCGUCCUUGCCGUCCACUCCGGCCCCUAUUCGUUCGGGUCCAGGCCAGAUCGAAUCCAGCCUCGCAUCCAACUUCGAUCUCAACCUGGAUCUGAACCUCGACACGAACCUGGAGAUCGAGCUCAAAGUCGACCUCCUCAGCCGUCGUACUAAACUCGGGUCGGGGAGGUAUUCGAACGUGCAUCUGGGUAGGUUCAGGUCGGCUCUGAACGAUGAUGAUACCAACGACAGCAGGAACGACGAACAAAACAGCGAUAACGAUCAGAGCAAAGCGAGUGCAUCAAUGAGAGAGGACUUGCCGGACGAACAAGAUGGGCUGAACAGGACCGGCUGGAACAUCUGCGCCAUCAAGGUAUUUAACGGGGAUGAAGAAGGAUGGACGAUGGCUAGGAAGGAGAACGAAGUCGGAGCCAGGCUGUGCCGGGAUGACGGGUCGAGCUCUACCAGUUCCCUCUGGGGAGGAGAAGCAGAACAAGGCAGGGUAUUGAGGAGGUUUGGGCUGGUCAGGGAAGACCAGGUCGGACAGGAAGAAGACCUCGAACACACCUUGAGGCAGGCAGGAUUGCUUACCGGGUUGCAUUCAAGGAAUGGAUCUGGAUCUGGGUCCAUGGUUGGGUCUCCACGACCGAAUGUGAGCUUGAAUCAGAGUAGAGACGCAAUCAUCAAGGGCUUGGACGCCCUGGGAAGAGGGUUGCCAAGCAGGUUGAUCUUGAAGGAAGAGGAGAGGCGGAUCGUGAGCGAUAGCAACCUUGUUCAACGCGGGACCACGCCGGCGCAAGGAAUCCGAGCAAGAGGGAGAAAGAGCCUCGGUGGGGAUCUCCCUCGUCCCAUGCUCAUCCUCGAAUACCUACCUGGAGGUACGGUUGAGGCGUUUGUCAAACGCUCCCCGGAUAAGGUGGACGUCGUUCUUUGGACAAAGUGGUUGAAACAAGGUCUCCAGGCGCUCGAUCGGAUGCACCGGAACGGGGUCGUGCAUUGUGAUCUCAAACCGGCCAACUUGUUGUUGGACGACGACUUGAACCUGGUCGUCGCCGAUUUCUCAUCGAGCGUGAUCAUAGCGGACGAAAACGAUCCUCCGACAGAUGGGAUCGGACGAGGGACCCCGCCUUACUCGUCCCCCGAGAUGGUCGACCCUUGUCCUACCCGAUCGUUUGGGUAUGCCAGCGACGUCUUCUCCUUCGGGGCGACCAUGUACUCGUUGAUCACCGGUUGUGAGCCGUUCCGAGGUGUCCGGUCGAUCGAGCUCAUGUGGAACGUCAGGAAGGGCAGAUUUUGGGAGUGGGAAGAGAGGGCGAGAUUGAUGCGGGUCGAACGGGUCGGGUUGCCAGUCACGCCUACUAGUACCACCCCCGGAUCGGCUAGCACUACGAUGACUAGGACGGCGUUCGCGGUGGCCUCGCCCCCGUCUACGUCCAUGAGCAUCGGACAUGGUUAUCGCCCGAGCACCAACGUCAAGUCCAACUUCCACACCAAGAACGAUGGAGUGCGACGGACGGGCAGUCUGAGGGAAUCCGUCCUCUCCGAGCAUAGAAGCUUCGACCGCCCGAUAUUGCCUCGGAUGAGCUCGAGCGAGUUGUUGAUCGUCACACCCGAUACCAGCCCUACGAGCGUGUCCCAUCCCCACGUCGUUGGCAACACCGGCGUCGGCGUCGAUGGGAAAGACGCUCGUGAUCCCGCUAGAGACCUAUUCUCUUUGGCUUCCCGUGAACAGUCGCAAGGACUGGACGACCCGGCGGACAAGAAGGAAAAGGCCAAGACACUCCGAAUCGAUACGCGGUUGAGCAACUCGGUCGCUCCCUCUGCCCUGACUCCCUCGCUCUCUUCUUCAUCGGUGGCGAUGAUGCCGAUAGAACCGUAUUCCGAUGGAACGCCAGCGAUGGUACACCUUAACGGUUUGGACAGGGUAGACGAGUUGGUCUGGAGGAUGUUGAAGAGGAUGGUCGAUCCGGUAGCGGAGAACCGGGGGUCGGCGAGGGAACAUUUGGACGAGAUGUUCGGGAUGACGAAUUUAUAAUGCGUAGGUGGAAAGGUGAUGUUGAUGUGUAACGUUUGUAGACAAAGGAGUAGACGUAAGAAAAACGUUGUAUUGCAAUGAAAUAUGAUCGAGCCUGUA
Messenger RNA from Filobasidium floriforme, 2981 nucleotides. RefSeq lists its product as uncharacterized. Bases 357 to 2882 code for a protein of 841 amino acids. NCBI's taxonomy places the organism in Eukaryota, Fungi, Basidiomycota, Tremellomycetes, Filobasidiales, Filobasidiaceae. Gene Ontology annotation, molecular function: ATP binding; protein kinase activity. Gene Ontology annotation, biological process: protein phosphorylation. The record is from RefSeq and is a predicted model, not a curated record. The transcript has a single exon.